AUGAAUAAAAUUGGGGCCCAGGCCUCGAUCUCUAAUGGCUCAGCUAUUCAUCGGAGAGGAGAGCAGGGGACUGGUUUCCGUUUGAUCGGCGGAUCGCAGGGGAUGGUGAGCAUUGCGGUGAGGGUGUACGAUCCGGAGAAGGACCUGUCGGCGACGGAGGCCGUUGACCGGCUGUGCGACGGAGGCGCCACCGGCCAGGUCUCGCUCUACAUGGACCUGCUCGGCGACCCUGCCUCGCGCUUCCGCCACUCCCCCGCCUACAGAAUGCUGGUUGCGGAAACGAGUGGGCCAGUGAAGGAAAUCGUGGGCGUCGUCCGUGGCAGCGUCAAGGUGGUCGGCUGCGGCCGGAAGAUGGCUCGACAGGGAGGCAUGUGGAAGAAAGGUCAUGCUCCGGCGGAGGCGCGUCCCAUAUACACCAAGGUCGGCUACAUCCUCGGCCUUCGAGUCCUUCCUUCUCACAGGGCAAUGGGAAUCGCAUUGAAGCUGGUGGAGCAAAUGGAGGAGUGGUUUUGGGAGAAGGGCGCGGAGUACGCGUACAUGGCGACCACCAAGGGCAACAAGGCCUCGCUGGGUCUCUUCACCGACCGGUGCGACUAUUCCAAGUUUCGGACGUCGUCCAUCCUCGUACACCCCGUCUUCGCGCACCUCCUCCCCGUCCCGCUCUCAAUCACCGUCCACAGAAUCCAGGCUUCGGACGCGGAGCUCAUCUACCGAAGCCGGUUCGCGGCCACUGAGUUCUUUCCGCGCGACAUCGACACCGUCCUCGCGAACCCCCUCUCCCUCGCCACGCUCGUGGCCGUGCCCUCCGGCUGCGCCGCGGCGGAGUGGUGGCCCGGCGUGGAGGCCUUCGUGGCCGCGCAGCCGGAGUCGUGGGCCCUGGCCAGCGUUUGGGACUGCGGCGGCGUGUUUCAGCUCGAGGUGCGCGGGGCGUCGCGGCUGCGGCGAGCCGCGGCGGCGGCGACGCGGAUGGCGGACAGGGCCAUGCCGUGGCUACGGAUCCCCUCGGUGCCGGACCUCUUCCGCCCGUUCGGGGCCUGGUUUCUCUACGGGAUCGGAGGCGAGGGACCGACCGCCUCGUUGAUGACUGCAGCGGUGUGGAGAGAGGCGCACAACCGUGCGCGGGGGGCAGCGGCAGUGGUGGCCACUGAAGUGGCGGAGAUGGUGCCGCUCCGGCAGGGGAUACCGAGGUGA
This is a messenger RNA of Zingiber officinale, 1191 nucleotides long. RefSeq names its product probable N-acetyltransferase HLS1-like. Gene Ontology annotation, molecular function: acyltransferase activity, transferring groups other than amino-acyl groups. The transcript is spliced from 4 exons. NCBI's taxonomy places the organism in Eukaryota, Viridiplantae, Streptophyta, Magnoliopsida, Zingiberales, Zingiberaceae. The coding region runs from base 1 to 1191 and encodes 396 amino acids. The record is from RefSeq and is a predicted model, not a curated record.